AGCCAAAACAAGGCAAUGCCUGUGGUUUUUGGUGUUGGCAACCUAAAACCAUGGGCAUAUCUCCCAAGUGCCCCCUGGAAACACCUGCCUCUUGUUUUGAGUUGAGCCCGCCCUUCCUUUCUUCUUCUCAGAUUCCACUCUCUCUCUCACCAUCACCCACCACCCCAGCAACCCCUCCUCACUAUAUUAACCAACACCCUCCAAUUCAUCCCCCAACACCAUUGGAACUCAACCCCAAAGGACACCCACUACUACACCCAAAUCUCCACACCUUAUCUUCAUUCAGUCAUCACCACCGAAAAGGACCAGAGAGAAUGAGUUCGACAAGCAGAGCUUGGGUCGUUGCAGCCAGCAUCGGAGCUGUGGAAGCACUCAAGGACCAAGGCUUCUGCAGAUGGAACCAUGUUCUCAGAUCGCUCCACCAGCAUGCCAAGACCAAUCUCAGAUCUUAUUCUCAGGCCAGGAAGCUCUCUUCUCCCGCUUCCUCCGCGGUUAACAAGACGAUCGGUGAAGAGAAGCUGCGGCAAUCUGAGGAGUCCUUCAGAAAAGUCUUGUACUUGAGUUCUUGGGGACCCUGUUGAGUCACUUCCUUCAUCUUCAUUGAGGAGUUGUAAUUAGACUAAAAAAUACAAACGUAGGGAUGUAUUUCUUCGUUUA
Messenger RNA from Syzygium oleosum, 657 nucleotides. RefSeq lists its product as uncharacterized. The record is from RefSeq and is a predicted model, not a curated record. Lineage: Eukaryota; Viridiplantae; Streptophyta; Magnoliopsida; Myrtales; Myrtaceae. Bases 51 to 581 code for a protein of 176 amino acids. The transcript has a single exon.